AGCGACUCCUUUGAUCCUUUCGUGUCCAACUCCAGGCCUUACCAGUUCGGGUUCCCGAUUCCCUCCUCAAAAGAGUCAAAACCCCUCUCUCUCCAAUCGAAGAAAGAAUUCAAGAACCCUAACCUGGCUAAUUCCUGAUCAUCGUCAACAUUUGAGAAAUCGGUGCAAUAACAGAUCAAAACAAACAAAGGAGCUGGAGAAAAUGGCUGGGAAAGAGGAAGUAAAGCAUAUUGAGGAAUGCUCUAUUUCCAAUGCCAUGGGAACGUGGGUUUUCUCGGUAUUGGGUGCUUUGGUAGCGAUUCCUGUUGGAAUAAAGAGGAAAUCUCUUGCACCACUCGUUUUUUUCGGAACAACAGGCACCAUGCUGGACAUUAUAAUGGGGAUUAGUGCUUGUGAAAGAGAACAUGCAGAGCGUCAAGCGCAGCUGUUGGAAGCACAAAAUUCUGCAACUGAAUCCACUGAUGUUGUUUUAACAGAAUGAAACGUAUAUGGUUCUUCCGGUCUCUCUCGUUUGGGCAUGUGAUGUUUCUAGAAAUUGAUUUUGGAACACCACAUUAGUGAUACUGGCACAUCUCUAUAUGAGUACAGUACAUAAUGUGAUAAAAUCAACUUUUGGUGUGACAAAAUCAGUUUUGACUGUUUCUUGCAGCACUCUUAGCAACUUGGAAUGCUUUGAAUAUAGUUUUACAAAAUAAUUCAAAUGUGAUCUGUUUAAGAUGGA
Molecule: messenger RNA, 721 nt
Organism: Spinacia oleracea (spinach)
Lineage: Eukaryota; Viridiplantae; Streptophyta; Magnoliopsida; Caryophyllales; Amaranthaceae
Exons: 4
Coding region: 203-481 (92 amino acids)
Source: RefSeq, a predicted model, not a curated record